GCAACGAACGCACGAGCAAUUGCACGUGUUUCUUCUCCACGCAAAAUCUCGAUUUAACGAAUACUACGCUUAUAAAAAUCUUGCAACUACUCGACAUCUGAACAUCAAUUGCGACGUCAGACUUUGCGCAUUCAGCAAAAAUAACAUCAGCAUUUUCUGAGAACGAAGAGACAACAUGUCGCGCAUAAACCAACCUUCGAAUCAAAUAAAGCUCACGAACGUAUCACUCGUCCGCCUAAAAAAAGGAAAGAAGCGCUUCGAAAUCGCCUGCUACAAGAACAAAGUGUUAGAAUGGCGAUCCGGCAUCGAGACCGACCUCGACGAGGUCCUACAGAUCCCCAACGUCUUCCUGAACGUAUCGAAGGGGCAGACCGCCCCAGCCGCAGAUCUUACCAAAGCCUUCGGAAAGGACAAACCCCUAAACGAUAUCAUCCUCGAGAUUUUAAAUAAGGGCGAGCUGCAAGUGGGAGAGAAAGAGCGCUCGGCGCAGCUGGACAGAGUACACAACGAAGUCAUCAGUAUAGUCGCGAGCAAACUGGUCGAUCCGCGCACGAAGAGAGUCUAUACGACCGGCAUGAUCGAGAAGGCGCUCGAUAUGUUGAGUUCUCAGGCGCAUCAUCAGCAAAGCGACAAGAAAACCCCGGAAGCAGGCAGCGGCGCGGGAACGCCGGCUACAGGCGACGACGCGGAAGCGAAGCCGAGGACGAAAGAGCAUAACUGGACGGGCGUGGUCACGACGAAGAGCGCAAAGAGCCAGGCCCUCGAGGCCAUGAAGGCUUUAAUCGCGCACCAGCCGAUCCCAGUUACCAGAGCACGGAUGCGGCUCAGAAUCACAUGCUCGACCAACGUUUUGAAGCAGGCGGUGAAGGCGCCCAAGACGGCCGAUGCGGAAGGAGAGCAGAAGGCUCCCGGGACGGUGAAGGACAAGAUCUUGAGUUACGUUGAGCAGGUCGAAACACAAGAUGUCAUGGGAUCGGAGUGGGAGGUUGUCGGGUUUGUGGAGCCAGGUGCUUUCAAGGGUCUAUCCGAUUUCGUGGGGAAUGAAACCAAGGGUCAAGGGCGAGUGGAGGUGCUGGAUAUGGCAGUCACACAUGAGGAUUAGAGUCCUAUUUUUAACACUCAUGAUUUAUGAAGUUGACGAACUUGCGAGAUGUCUUGGUGGCAUGGCAUAAGAAUAGGCUUGGUUGGUAACGGUAUAGAGAAAAAAUUACGAUACUCGAGGGGCGUUGAUACCAUGUCGACUUGUUCCCUGACAUAUACACGUGAUAGUGAUAGUUUCACACAUUAAAGAAUUAUAGAGUGUUGGUCACAAUGAUGUCUCUUUAUUCUCUAGAGUACACCUAUGACUUGCCGAAACCGAUGAGCAAAGUCCCCAAUUCGCAAAGU
Daldinia vernicosa is the source of this 1386-nucleotide messenger RNA. Its product is annotated as SBDS protein C-terminal domain-containing protein. Lineage: Eukaryota; Fungi; Ascomycota; Sordariomycetes; Xylariales; Hypoxylaceae. The transcript is spliced from 2 exons. Gene Ontology annotation, biological process: cytosolic ribosome assembly; ribosome biogenesis. The coding region runs from base 176 to 1102 and encodes 308 amino acids. The record is from RefSeq and is a predicted model, not a curated record.